Rubroshorea leprosula is the source of this 1589-nucleotide messenger RNA. NCBI's taxonomy places the organism in Eukaryota, Viridiplantae, Streptophyta, Magnoliopsida, Malvales, Dipterocarpaceae. The record is from the annotation of a GenBank genome assembly.
GUUUAGUUCGUAUCAAUAGGAUCGGAUUUAUACGAUCGGAUUUGGGAUGAACACCCCCAUCGAACACCCCUAACUGCUACUACGAUCCCUCGUCUUCGCAUCCCAGUCGAUCUAAGACUGAAUCUCAGCACGAUGGCGGACGUCUGCCCCAACCUUCGGAAAUACGGCGUGCCGUUUUACGGAGCUGCUUGGGUUCCCUACCACCACAUCAGAUCCAAGCUCUCAUCCCAAGACAAAAAGGAAGAUGAUCGGACUCCAUCCAAAGACGACAACUCCUCGCCGCCGCUGGGGACGACGGACCACAAUAACUACGUCGUUCUCGCCGGGGGCGGUGGUGAAGGCCGCAGCGGCAUCCCCAAUGCUAUUGUUGUCUCUCACUUUGAUUUCGCCUCUAAUUCUCUCUCGGAGCAACCGGUGAUUAAGUAUAAAACUGGUUCUGAUUUGCCUUACCGAAUGACUGUUCAUCCACGUGGAGAUGGCAUUAUCUGUGGGAUGCAAAACUGCUGCAGAUUGUUUAAGUGGAAAGAAUGUGAUGAGGCGGAAGUCCACAAACCAGGUGUGGUGCCAGAGAAAGACGUGAAAGACGUGAAGCUUUUAGAAAAUGUUGGACAACAGUUAGCACUAGCUUUUAACUGUGAGGGUUCUAGAUUGGCUGUUGGUGGUGAGGAUGGAAAUUUAAGAGUUUUGGAAUGGCCUAGCAUGGACAUUAUUCUCAAUAAGGCUCAAGAUGAUUCUUCCAUUAAGGACUUGAAUUUCAGCUUGGACGGGAAAUUUCUUGUCUCUUUGGGAAGUGGCCUUUGUAGGGUGUGGGAUGUCACUUCAUCAAAAGUUGUAACUUCUCUAGCUAAGGGAAAUGAUGAGGUUUUUGCCUUCUGUAGAUUUUCUCAAAUUAAUCAGAAUCAAGUCCUUUACAUCGCUGCCGUAACAGAUAAAGGUGGAAGUAUUUUGACGUGGAACACAACAUCAUGGAGGAGGACAAGCUCAAAGCGAGUAGUCCGGGAAGCAAUCUCUGCAUUCAAUGUCUCAAAUGAUGGAAGGUUUCUUGCAGUUGGAACAGUUGAAGGAGACAUUUUGAUCAUAAAUUCCAACAGUAUGAGGGUUCAAACGACAGUUAGGAAAGCACACCUUGGUUUGGUUACAACAGUGACUUUCAGCCAUGAUUCAAGGGCAUUGGUCUCUGCAUCCCUAGACUCUAGUGCAAGGGUAACACUAAUCAAGGAUGAGAAGAAAAGUGGAGGGAUGAGUUUGUUGUUUGUGAUAUUUAUCAUACUAGUUGCUAUUGCUGCCUAUUUCAUGAAGGAAAAAGGAAUUCUUCUUCUUGGCAAGUAACAAGGUUGGUACAUGUGGAGUCUAAACUUCAAAAUAGUUUUUGUUAGAUAUCAGGGUUGGGACUUGAGAUGUGAUAUGAAUCAUGUACCUAUUGCUUAUGGCGGUUACUUGGAUUUUGCAUUUUUAUAUACACUGUGCAAACAAUAUCGUAAUCUAUGAUAUAAACUUUUUUCGUUGUUGAUAACGUAGAAUAAUAACUGUAUACUUUCUAUGAUAGGUUUUGCACACACUCACAGACACACUAAAGUGCUUAUCAACUG